GGUAGGUGUAUAUGCGUCUACAUAUGAUUGCAAAUGCACUUUUCACCUACUGUAGGUCUUUAAAAAAUGACUGCUUAGAUAUUUCUUUCGUGCGGGAAUCUUUGAAUUCUUUGCAAUCUAUUUCAAGGGCAAUUCAAACCCAAUAAAAUCCCAAACCCUAAAAUCAACCUUUUUUCUUAUGAAGAUGCUUAAUUAUGUUUUUCACAUGAGUAGUCCUUAGCGAGAGCAAUUAAAAACAUGCCUUUGUGAUUGUUUUGCAAACAAGCUGAAGUAAUAAGCUAACCCAAUCCCAAAGUUAAAUCGGAUUGAAAUGUAGCUUGAAGCACAUGAAAUCGCUUCUGAGAUGCCAUCGAGUGAACGGCGAGAAGGCGCCUUAGCUGAGCGGCGAUUAUGGUGGACGUGGGGCCCCGGAAAUGAAACCUGUUUUAGAGGCGAAGCCACCUCAAACGUACAGUAGCUUCGUGAACAGGAGGUUCCACGGUGACAGAGGCAGGACUGCGGGUGACAGGAAAUGACAAAUAGGAAUGCUCUGUGCUGCGUCACGUGCCCAAAGUUUUACAAUGAUAGUGUUGAACGCACUGAUGAUGGGCUCAGACAGACGUGUGUGAAGUCGGGUGGUGACUGCUAAUGGCUCGUUGUUCUCUGCUGCUCAUGGUGCUCGCCCUGGCUUCACUGCGGAUGGACGGGGCGAGGGCAGUAGUGUACAAAGAAAUAAAUCCUGCUAAUAUUCGCCUGAGGAUAAGAGAAGAAUCGGACCUCAUCAACGUGACAUGGAAGAAUCCCAACAGGAACAUUAAUGACCAGUGUUAUGAAAGUAACCUGCAAUAUAAGAGUCAAUGUGAUCUAGACUGGCUGGAUUUUGUUCUGCUUUCGUUCAAUUUCACACUCCAGCCUUUUGCGAAAGGCAGCGGGAGAAAUUACACAUUCAGAGUCCGGAUGAAGUACGCGUGUCUCUUCCGUAAUUGGAGCGCAUGGACGGCCGAGUCGCACUGGGGGAAGGGAGACAUUUUGGGCAGCUGCUUUGAGGCUAGCACCAACCCGCAUAUAGUAAUCAUUGUUAUUCCUGUGAUAUUCUUCCUGGUUUUUCUUGUGACACAAAAACAAAUAAGGAGACUCCUCCUGCCAAAGGUCCCUGAUCCAAAGCACAUGUAUGAAGACCUCCUGAAAAUUGAUCAGUCUCAGCUGGAGAAAACAUUUAAAGACCGCUCCGUCGAAUGUGUGACCCUGAAGAUUGAGAUCGUCCAUCCAGAGAAGGAGGAGGAAGAGGGAGAGGAGGAAGGGGAGGAACAGAGCGAGCUGCCCGCUGAGGCUGGCCACACUGAACCGACCGCACUGACCCGGGACACAACGGCAGGGAAACCCACCUGCCCCUCAAACUCUCCCGCGCAGGCCCUGGGCCGCAACGGCUACGUCUACUGGUGAGCAGGUGAGAGGAGAGACACUGCAGUUCAGUUCAAUUCAGUUCAAUUCAAUUCAAUAAACUUUAUUUAUCCCCGAGAGGGCACAUGUCCUCAAUCACCAUCAAAAACAGAUGGGACGCAGAAUACACACAACAACCUGACGUCACGUACAACAGAAAUUCUAAUGAACAAGCAGAAAAGGAAAAUACAGGUCUGGCUUAGUUGCAGACCUUUUCCGGUUGCAAUUUAAAAACAGUGACACUCGACACUCUGAUACCUGCAAGGCAGGCCGUGGAACUCUGACUUCCACAGCAUUACAGGGCCAAAGUCAACCAUUAAAGUUUUUAUUUGUAAACAAAAUGAACAUUAUUCAUUAACUAGUGGAAAUGGUUCAGUUAUAAUCAGCAGGGCCACUAGCUUGUAAUGAAUUCUCAUCUUAUUUGUUAAUGUUAGCAGGGUGAAGCUAACGUUGAAGUGUUACCAUUAAUUUAGUAUUUUGGUUAAAAAGAGAAUUUUCAUAAUUCUGAUGGAUCUGUUUUUAAAUUCUUUUCUGAGCUCAUAACAUGUUCAUGAGAAGCAACUGCGGAUUUUCAUUCGUAUAAUGUGAGCAAGGCAUUCAUUUGGCUAAACAGUGACAGGUGUUUUUUUCACUCUCUUGUCACUCGACAUCUGUUUUAUUUUGAGUGUUGAUAUUCCCUGGCACAAUUGCGGCAUAAAGUGCAAUAUGAAUAUUGAACAUAAGAGGGCACUGUGGUUAUCCUGAUCUUUAUUUUGGCCUCAAACCCUAUAAAAUCCAGCUCUAAAUAUUCUCCAAUCAGCAUCAUAGAUUUUUUUUUCAAAGGAAGAUGUAGGUUAAUUUGAAGGCUGAUUUAAAAGAUUAAUGCGCAUAUGCAUUAUGGAAGUGAAAUUUUGGCCUGACAAAUCCUUCCUCUGGACUUCAGUGAUAAAUUGAAGGAUAUGACUGUUGAUUGUACACACUCUCAUGAUGGACGAAUGGAAACAAAAGAGAAAAUAUGAGAAUUUGCAAAAAACCAUGUGUGUGCAUGCACGUGCGUGUGUGUGUGUGUGUGUGUGUAUAUAUAUAUAUAUAUAUAUAUAUAUAUAUAUAUAUGCAGACAUCAAUGCUAAGUCUUGUUUAAAAUGCUUUUGAUGAAGCAGUGCUGUACUCCAGAUUGAUAAAGUGAACCUCUGCUUUAAACUAUGUCUUUCUAGCCAGAUACACGCAGAUGUGUCCAUGUCAUUAGCAAGUUGUUCAUUCAGACUAAUCAUUUCCGUCUGUUCAAAGGUGCUGUGAUUUAUUGCAGGGUCUCUGGGCAACAGAGAACGGUUAAGAAUUGUAUUGAAUUGUAAUUGUAUUAAGCACUGUGCUGCUUUGCAAUUGUGUGUGUGUGUGUGUGUACACUAGCUCUCUUUCUGCAGGAAUUUUGUCAAGCUAACCUAAAAACAUAAGGCUAUCCACAUUUUUAUACUUACAGUUAAUUAAACAAGUAUACGAAAACAUAGGUUACUAUCACAAAUAGAAUGUGCAACUUCUUGUUUUACUAAAUACAUAAAUAGUCCAAAAUAUGUGCAUGUUGCUUUAUGUGGUGGAUAAGUGCAGUUAUAUUUUUGGGACAGAAUUGUAGUUUUGGUUUUGCCAUCCUUGUUUGCUUACCUUGUCCAUUUUGGUCUUUGAACCUUUCAUGACUACUUUACUGCUGAAAAUAAAAACGCCGUCAGUUUUUUUCCCCUUUCUUAAUCAAUGUUUCAUCUUUUUUUUCUUCUUCCAAUUGCUCCAAGGAGUGACCCUCCUUUGAAGCACAAACCCACAGCCUGCAGCAGGAAGUGGUUCAGCUUGAUGUUAGCAUGUGCGCUAUCGAACACCUGAGCUUAAAUAAAGUGCAAACUGAGGGGAUUUUUUAUUUUUAUUUUUUUUAAACUAGGGAGAUUUUCAGUGGGUGGUAGGGAAACUACAUAAUGUAUACCAAUAUUCUUAUACUAAUAUACCAAUAUUCUUUGUAUUUGUUACUGCUGCUCUAACAAAUUCUUCAAAGGGCUGUUUUCAGUGAUUUAUCAUUGUUGUUCAGAGAAUAAAAGAGAUAUGGGCCCUAUCUGUGCCUCCGGAAAUGAUAUCUUGACUUUCUUCUCGGGCAUGGUGGCAUAGUGGUUAGCACUGUCGCUUCACAGCAAGAAGGUCGUGGGUUCGAACCUUGGCUUGGGGCCUUUCUGUGCAGAGUUUGCAUGUUCUCCCCGUGCUCGCGUGGGUUUACUCCGGGUACUCCGGUUUCCUCCCACACUCAAAGACAUGCAUGUUAGGUGCACUCCUGCAGGUGCCCUUGACCAAGGCACUUGCCUCAGAACUGGAGUUGGUCCCCGGGCGCUGCACUGUGGCUGCCCACUGCUCCUAAGUAAACUAGGAUGGGUCAAAUGCAGAGGACAAAUCACCCCACGGCGUUCAAAGUAUAUCUUAUCUUAUCUCACCUUCAUAAAAGCUAUAUUACUCUUUUGUAAACAUGACAUAGCAGCUUCACAAGCAUGGCAUAGACAUACAUAGCUUGUUGCCCCAAUAGGUGCCACUUUUAAAUCAAAGCUAAAAACAUAUGUCUGCCAUUGCUUUUCAAAAAUUUUGGGAAAUCUGCACAGUAAGCUUUAUUUUUGCACCCUUUUCUCUUUUCUACUAUUUUAUUUCAACUUUUUAUUUGUUUUUUUUCUUUUUAUUAUGGCAUUUUAUUCUGUUUUUAUGCUAUUUUAUCUUCCCUUAUUCUGUCUGAUGUAAAGCACUUUGAAUUACACUUCAUAUGAAAUGUGAUAUACAAAUAAACUUUCCUGGCUUAAAAAAUAAAUAAAUAAAAUAAAAUAAUUUAAAAAACUGAAAAAGGCAUAUGGUGUGUGUCACUUGGUAUGCCACUGUAAUGUGACUUGCUAGUUGUGGCUUCUGAAAUAAUUUAUGUAUUAUAAUGUAGUGCUUAUGAAGGAGCCAUGCCAUGCUUAAGAACGAGUUAUAAUAACCUUAUGUAGGAACAUUCCAAAAACAGUAUUAUCAACAUAUGUAUGUGCAAUGCCAUUGGUAAGUUAUAGUGUGGCGUAUGGGUAAAUGUGUGAUCCAUACAUACAUUUGAACCAUUAUGUCUACUCUGUCCACACUACUCGUGCUGAACCUGUUGCUCCAACUGUGUGAAAGCCCCAUCCCCUUAUUUCUAUUUCAAAGGGGAAAGAAGCCCCUUCUUUCCCACGUUCUUUCUCUCCCCCACUUCCUUUCUCAUUGAGAAAUACUGCACCUCAGUUAGCUCUCAUACCAGCAACAACAAACAG
This is a messenger RNA of Anguilla rostrata (American eel), 4691 nucleotides long. RefSeq names its product cytokine receptor like factor 2 (gene crlf2). Gene Ontology annotation, cellular component: external side of plasma membrane. Gene Ontology annotation, biological process: cytokine-mediated signaling pathway. The record is from RefSeq and is a predicted model, not a curated record. Bases 628 to 1422 code for a protein of 264 amino acids. The transcript is spliced from 6 exons. Gene Ontology annotation, molecular function: protein binding; cytokine receptor activity. Lineage: Eukaryota; Metazoa; Chordata; Actinopteri; Anguilliformes; Anguillidae.